GCGGCGGCGGCGGCGGCGCGGCGGCGGCGGUGGAGGAGGGGAGGCUGCACCGAGGCGCAGCGGCUGCCGCACGGCGUUCGACGCAGCGGAGCGAGCCCACCCGCCCCGGGAGCUCGCCUCCCGGAGCUUCCCCUCCCUCCCCGCCCCCCCAGUGGCGCUGCCUCCUCCAAAUGAGCGAUUCGCCCGCUGGAUCUAACCCAAGGACACCCGAGAGCAGCGGCAGCGGCGGCAGCAGCGGCGGCGGCGGCGGGAAGAGGCCGGCGGUGCCGGCAGCGGUGUCCCUCCUGCCCCCGGCGGACCCCCUGCGCCAGGCGAACCGGCUCCCUAUCAGGGUCCUGAAGAUGCUGAGCGCUCACACCGGUCACCUCCUGCACCCGGAGUACCUGCAGCCGCUGUCCUCCACUCCCGUCAGCCCCAUUGAGCUGGACGCCAAGAAGAGUCCGUUGGCACUGCUCGCCCAGACCUGCUCGCAGAUCGGCAAACCCGACCCGCCGCCCUCGUCCAAGCUCAACUCGGUAGCGGCGGCGGCCAACGGGCUGGGAUCCGAGAAGGACCCGAGCCGCUCCGCCCCCGGGGCCGCCUCGGCGGCCGCCGCGCUCAAGCAGCUGGGGGACUCCCCGGCCGAGGACAAGUCCAGCUUCAAGCCCUACUCCAAGGGCUCCGGCGGCGGCGGGGACUCCCGAAAAGACGGCGGCUCCUCGUCCGUGUCCUCCACCUCGUCCUCCUCCUCCUCGUCCCCCGGAGACAAGGCGGGCUUCAGGGUCCCCAGCGCCACCUGCCCUCCCUUUCCUCCGCAUGGAGCACCGGUCUCCACCCCGUCCGCCUCGUCCUCGCCCGGCGGCUCCCGGGGAGGUUCCCCGCACCACUCGGACUGCAAGAACGGUGGCGGCGGCGGGGCCGGCGGCGGGGAACUUGACAAGAAAGACCAGGAGGCCAAGCCCAGUCCGGAGCCAUCCGCUGGGGGCCGAGGCAGCGGCGGGGACUCGGCUCACGGCGGCUCGGAGGCCUCGGCGUCAGGGCGCAAGUCAGAGCCGCCCUCCAGCCUGGUGGGGGCGGGCCACGUGGCUCCAGUGUCGCCCUACAAACCGGGCCACUCGGUGUUCCCGCUGCCGCCCUCCAGCAUGGGCUACCACGGCUCCAUCGUGGGCGCCUACGCCGGCUACCCGUCUCAGUUCGUGCCUGGCCUGGAUCCUAGCAAGUCUGGCUUAGUGGGAGGCCAGCUGUCCGGGGGCCUGGGCCUGCCACCCGGCAAGCCUCCCAGCUCCAGCCCGCUCACCGGGGCCUCUCCGCCCUCCUUCCUGCAGGGAUUAUGCCGUGACCCCUACUGUCUGGGAGGUUACCACAGCGCCUCGCACCUCGGCGGCUCCAGCUGCUCCACUUGCAGCGCUCACGACCCGGCCGGGCCCAGCCUGAAGGCCGGCGGCUACCCUCUGGUGUACCCCGGGCACCCUUUGCAACCGGCUGCGCUCUCCUCCAGCGCGGCCCAGGCCGCGCUCCCGGGCCACCCCCUCUAUACCUAUGGCUUCAUGCUGCAGAACGAACCGCUGCCGCACAGCUGCAACUGGGUAGCGGCCAGCGGGCCCUGCGACAAGCGCUUUGCCACCUCCGAGGAGCUUCUCAGCCAUCUGCGGACUCACACGGCCCUGCCCGGCGCAGAGAAACUUCUGGCCGCCUACCCCGGGGCCUCGAGCUUGGGCAGCGCCGCGGCCGCGGCCGCAGCCGCAGCCUCCUGUCAUCUGCAUCUCCCCCCGCCCGCCGCCCCCGGCAGCCCCGGGUCGCUGUCGUUGCGGAGUCCACACACUUUGGGGCUAAGCCGAUACCACCCCUAUGGCAAGAGCCACUUAUCCACAGCCGGGGGCCUGGCCGUGCCGUCCCUGCCCACAGCCGGACCCUACUACUCGCCAUAUGCACUGUAUGGACAGAGACUGGCCUCCGCCUCGGCGCUCGGAUACCAGUAACUACAGCUCUGGCCCCUCCCAGCCCUGCCCCACCCACCCCUUCCUCCCGCGAGUCCCACCUUCAGACGCUGCGACCUCCACUACUGCUUACCCCUGCCGGGAUCCAGCCCAGCCCCUCCCGCCGGACUGUGUAUUUAUUUACUAUAAUGUUAGCUUACAAGCUGGAAAUAUAAGUGCAUUAAUGGCCCACAUGAGUCAAUGGUAUGCAAAAAGUCUAUCUCCCCAAAUAAUAUUAACCACCCAGAUAACGGCACGACCCCAUUUCCCUCUCCCUUCUUUUUAUUUUGCUCCCCCUUAGGUGUAUAUUUUUAAGGUGGUUUUUUUUUGUUUGUUUGUUUUGUUUUGUUCUUCUGUUGUUGUUUUUGACUGAUUUGGUUCUAAGGAAUGAAGGGAGAGCCGGGGUCCUUCGCUUUUAGUUCCCCCCAUCUUGGGAAGUCUCUUGCAUGAGUCUUAACUGUUAAAACCGCAUUUCUUCCCUUUCCCUUCCACCCACUCUUGUUUCUUUCCACGUGAGGUUUUAAGUUUUUUCCUUUUGUACAAGAAUUGUAAUAAUUUUUUUUUGGGGGGAGACAAGGGGGACAACCGUGGUGGCCGGAGAUCUUGAGCUUUGCUGAACCAGGUCUCUAUAUGCACUUGGUUCUAGGCUCUGGCCCCUCAAAUCAGAUCACAGCCUUGACCCUCCAGGGUGCUCAGCUCCGGGGCCACCAGCGGGCUCCCCCUUGCAGUGACCCAGCGGCCUCCCACUGAGCCUGCCAUCCAUUCUGUACUAUCUGGCCCUUAAGGGACCCAUGCCUUGCCCUGAAGUCAGAUUGCUGGCUGAUGGGAACCUGACCCAUCCAAUUAAACGUCUCAGAAGGCCCCGCUGGCACGAAAUUGCUCUUUAUAUUUUGUGAAGUACUUUACCGUCAUUGUUUUUUUUUGUUGUUGUUGUUGUUGUUGUUUUUUUUUUUCUUUCUCUCUCUCUCUUCCCAGUUGGGACUGAGCCUGUCCCCUUCUCCGAUGAGGAGAGGGGCAGGGCGGGGGAUCCUUGAGGGCUCUCCCCAAAGUACACUAGUCCCAAAGUCAGCAGACCAGACAACAUCCGUAGCUCUGUUGGGGGCAGGCUGGGGACUCAGGGAGCCCUAGGAGCACAGCACUCCCUUCGCCCUGUCCCAGACCUGAGCCAGCAAUCGCCAAAGCUGGCAGUGGGUUUCCCUGGGUUCCUGCGGUGGCUAGGAUUAAAGACCUCUCCCACACCUUCCCUCCCUCCCAGUCCUACGCAGCAGUGCCGGGGCUGCGGGGCCUCCUGUGGGGUGAACAGAGCUCUCUCCCUUGCUAAGACUAUUUUGUUAAUAAAUGGAAUACUUGGCUAUA
This is a messenger RNA of Psammomys obesus (fat sand rat), 3311 nucleotides long. RefSeq names its product zinc finger protein 703 (gene Znf703). The coding region runs from base 171 to 1958 and encodes 595 amino acids. Gene Ontology annotation, biological process: negative regulation of DNA-templated transcription. Gene Ontology annotation, cellular component: nucleus. NCBI's taxonomy places the organism in Eukaryota, Metazoa, Chordata, Mammalia, Rodentia, Muridae. The record is from RefSeq and is a predicted model, not a curated record. The transcript has 2 exons.